Messenger RNA from Phascolarctos cinereus (koala), 869 nucleotides. RefSeq names its product bublin coiled coil protein (gene BBLN). The record is from RefSeq and is a predicted model, not a curated record. NCBI's taxonomy places the organism in Eukaryota, Metazoa, Chordata, Mammalia, Diprotodontia, Phascolarctidae.
UUAUUCCUUCGCCGGGCUGGGGACCUUUAGGAACCCAAGCAGUUUGGAUGAAGCCCUCCUGGAGCACUAACCAGGGCUCGCUAGGCCCGUAGCUCUUUGGGGGCGUGCCCGAGAGUCUCCCGCCCGGAUUACCCGGUCCAGAAGGCCUGAGGCCCAAUUCCCUCCCUAGUGUGACGGGACCUCGGGUUUCUAAAGCUUCCCAGCGGACAGCCCGGAGGCAGGCCCCGCCCCUUGUCGGAGGGGGCGGGGCCCAGGGUUUGCGUCACGUUCCAUUGGUAGCCCGCACGGUUCUACUGAUUGUACGAGCUUUCCGGGCUCCACAAUCAAUCACAGCCGCGGACCUCAGGAUGUCCGGCCCCAACGGGGACCUGCCCAGGCCAGUGGAGACCAGCGUCGAAGAGGACGACUGCUUUGGGGAAGCAGAAUAUGCAGCCAUCAACUCUAUGCUGGACCAGAUCAAUACUUGCUUGGAUCACCUGGAGGAGAAGAAUGACCAUCUUCACGCCCGGCUCAAGGAGUUGCUGGAAUCCAACCGGCAAACAAGAGUGGAGUUCCAGCAGCAGCAGCAGCUCAGUGAGGGUCCACCUGCAGCUAAGCCCCACCAGUAGGCCCUGGGGGAGGCUAUCCCCUUAUACUCCCCUUUCCACAGCAGCCUCAGAAGCUCCUGCCCUGGAGAAGGCGUUUGCUGGGUGAGUCAGUGGCUCUCAAGUCUCUUCAUAAAGGGGCGAGGAUGCUUCCCUAGCCCACAGACUGUGAACGCCAUCAGGAUAGGCAGAGACCCUUUUAAGCUGGGGUCCUCUGUCUCCCUCAUUUGUAUUUCCUGGUCCCCGGGGCCCAACUACUGCAUUUAAUCCCAGAGGACCACCUAA